Molecule: messenger RNA, 1167 nt
Organism: Haemonchus placei
Lineage: Eukaryota; Metazoa; Nematoda; Chromadorea; Rhabditida; Trichostrongylidae
Source: the annotation of a GenBank genome assembly
AUGUCUAAGUUUUUUAAAGGAGCUGUCAGCUCUGAAUCGUCGUCAGAGUCUGACGUCUCUGACGUUGAAGAGGAGGUACAAACCAAGAAAGUGCCAUUAGCGCGUGAUUUUGCUUAUCCAAGUGACAGCGAAGACGAAGAGAAACGUGUGGUACGCACACACAAAGAGAAGAAGUUCAAAGAGCUCAAAGAUCACAUCAAACAAGUUAACAAUGGCAAGAACAACAAAGAUUUUACAAAAAUUUUGUCAGUAUUUGACGAUUUAUGCAAGGCGUAUGAUAAGUCAAAAACGGUGUUUGCUCGACAAAAUAUUUCUACACCACGCUUCUACAUCAGGUAUAUGGUCGAUUUGGAGGAUUAUGUUGCCAAUUUUUGGGACAACAAGGAAGCCAAAACUGCACUAUCCAAAGUCAACUUGAAAGCCCUCACUAAUCUGCGGCAGAAAGUCCGAAAGUAUGUAAAGGAGUUUGAGCAAAAGAUAGCUGAGUACCGCGAAAGUCCUGAUCCGCCAGGCUAUGAAACCCCAGAAGAGGAGGAAGAAGCCGAUGAGUCGGGCAAUGAGGCUAACGAUGUUGCUGCUCCUACAGGAAAAGAGAAGAAGAAGGAUGUCAUGAGCAGUGAAAGCGAGAGUGACUCAGACUGGUCAACAGAUACAGAUUCGAGUCCUUCAGAUGACGACGCAGAUUUUGGUUCGAAAAUGGAAGCUCUGAGAAGACACUUCUUGAAGAAAGAGUUCCGAGGUGAAGAAGACGGCGCUGCUGACACGAAGAAGGAAAAGAAGCGUAAGCAAAGGGAUCAAAACAAGCCCAAAAUUGCCAACUCGUCUAUUUUUUCGGCUGCGCUUGAUCUCGUCGGCGAUGAGGAUGACGAUGGCGGUGAAUGGACGCCUAUCACGAAAGAGAAGCAAGUUCAGUUGUUCGAACCAAAACAAGAGGUCACGCACGAGGCGAUGAUCAGUAAGUUGACCGAGGUGAUGGCUUCACGAGGGCGUCUCGGAACGAAUAGAAAACAACAUGUUCGUCUGCUACAGGAGUUAUACAAAAUUGCUGAGGAGAAGAAACUUGGUGUUGGAAUUUCUGUGAAAAUUCUGUUCAACAUUAUUUCAUCGCUAUUCGAACUUAAUACAAAAAUCAGUGACUUCAUGGAAUUUUCUAAUUUCAAUAAGUGA